AUGUACAGAAGAAGAGUCAUUCUUGGAGAAGGGAAGUCCCACCCAGGAGAAAAAGAGUCCCACCCCAGACUAGAAGAGUCCCACACAGGAGAAGAGGAGUCCCACCCCAGACUAGAAGAGUCCCACACAGGAGAAGAGGAGUCCAAGUCAGGUGAAAAAGAGACCCACCCCAGACUAAAAAAGUCCCACACAGGAGAAGAGGAGUCCCACCCACAUGAAAAAGAGUCCCACCCCAGAGUAGAAGAGUCCCAUACAGGAGAAGAGGUGUCCCACCCAGGAGAAAAAGAGUCCCACCCCAGAGUAGAAGAGUCCCACACAGGAGAAGAGGAAUCCAACCCAGGUGAAAUAGAGACCCACCCCAGACUAAAAAAGUCCCACACAGGAGAAGAGGAGUCCCACCCAGGUGAAAAAGAGUCCCACCCCAGAGUAGAAGAGUCCCACACAGGAGAAGAGGAGUCCCACCCAGGAGAAAAAGAGUCCCACUCCAGAGUAGAAGAGUCCCACACAGGAGAAGAGGAGUCCCACCCAGGUGAAAAAGAGUCCCACCACAGACUAGAACAGUCCCACACAGGAGAAGAGGAGUCCAACCCAGGUGAAAUAGAGACCCACCCCAGAGUAAAAGAGUCCCACACAGGAGAAGAGGAGUCCCCCCCAGGUGAAAAAGAGUCCCACCCCAGAGUAAAAGAGUCCCACACAGGAGAAGAGGAGUCCCCCCCAGGUGAAAAAGAGUCCCACCCCAGAGUAGAAGAGUCCCACACAGGAGAAGAGGAGUCCCACCCAGGUGAAAAAAAGUCCCACUCCAGAGUAAAAGAGUCCCACACAGGAGAAGAGAAGUCCCACCCAGGAGAAAAAGAGUCCCACCACAGACUAGAAGAGUCCCACACAGGAGAAGAGGAGUCCCACCCAGGUGAAAAAGGAGGAAACCUGGAGAGUGGAACAUGA
Synchiropus splendidus (mandarinfish) is the source of this 942-nucleotide messenger RNA. RefSeq names its product involucrin-like. NCBI's taxonomy places the organism in Eukaryota, Metazoa, Chordata, Actinopteri, Syngnathiformes, Callionymidae. Bases 1 to 942 code for a protein of 313 amino acids. The transcript has a single exon. The record is from RefSeq and is a predicted model, not a curated record.